Molecule: messenger RNA, 321 nt
Organism: Didymella exigua CBS 183.55
Lineage: Eukaryota; Fungi; Ascomycota; Dothideomycetes; Pleosporales; Didymellaceae
Product: Cyanovirin-N
Exons: 3
Coding region: 1-321 (106 amino acids)
Source: RefSeq, a predicted model, not a curated record
AUGUCUUUCCACUACUCCGCUGAGGAUAUCCGCGUCGACGACGGCCACAUCCUGCGUGCCCGUCUUCAGCGUGCCGAUGGCGAGUGGAACGACUCUGAGAUCGACCUCAAUCAGCACGUCGGCAACGAUAACGGCCACUUCUACUGGGAUGGCGAGAACUUCUCCGGUUCCGCUGAGAACAUCCACUUCACCAUCGAGGGUGACGGUUCCGUCCCUGUCCUUCGUGCGUCCCUUUGCGACCAGGAGGGCAACUACCAUGAGCGUGACCUCAACCUGUCCGAGCGCGUCUCCAACAACGAUGGCGACUUCAGCUACAACUAA